This is a messenger RNA of Lottia gigantea (owl limpet), 1606 nucleotides long. RefSeq lists its product as hypothetical. The record is from RefSeq and is a predicted model, not a curated record. Bases 5 to 1558 code for a protein of 517 amino acids. Gene Ontology annotation, biological process: positive regulation of transcription by RNA polymerase I; rRNA processing. Gene Ontology annotation, cellular component: nucleolus. Gene Ontology annotation, molecular function: protein binding. The transcript has a single exon. Lineage: Eukaryota; Metazoa; Mollusca; Gastropoda; Lottiidae.
CAAGAUGGCAGCCUCCUUCAAGAAAACACAAGCUAAAACAUUUCCACGAGUUGGAGAAACGGCCACGAGAGAUGUAUCAUAUUGGAACAACUUGACAGUUCCAGUAACUGUCAAAGAGUAUGGUGCCAUCACACACAUUAACUUCUGUCCAGUAUCUCCCAAUUAUCUGGCCGUAACCUGUUCAGCCAGAAUUCAAAUUUAUAGUCCACAAACUUGUCAGAUUGUAAGAACCAUCAGUCGUUUUAAAGAAGCAGCACACAGUGCUUGUUAUCGUUCAGAUGGCAGACUUCUUGUAGCUGGCGGAGAUGAAGGAAUAAUCAAUGUAUUUGAUGUUAACAGUAAAUCGUCAUUAAGAACUUUCCGUGGUCAUAAUCGCUCAGUUCAAGUUGCCCGUUUCUUGUCAGAUAAUAUUCGAGUUUUGUCUGGUUCAGAUGACAAAACAGCAAGAAUUUGGGAUUUGUCAAGUGAAAAACAAAUUAUCAAUUAUAAAGAACAUGGGGAUUAUAUCAGAACUGGUACUGUUAGCGACGCAAGUCCUGACAUUGUUCUUACAGGCUGUUACGAUCAUAAAGCCAGGCUUUUCGACGCUAGGAUGCCUGCAAGUGUCUUAACAGUAGAUCAUGGUUUUCCCAUUGAGAGUGUCUUAAUGUUUCCAAAUGGUGGAAUUUUCAUGACUGCAGGAGGAAACAAUAUAAAUGUUUGGGAUGCUCUAGCUGGAGGACGACUCUUAACUACUUUAAGUCAUCAUCAUAAAGCAAUCACAAGUUUGACUUUUUGUAGCAACAAUCAAAGAUUCAUGUCUGGAUCUCUGGAUAGACAUGUCAAAAUUUAUGAUGUCACAUCUUAUCAAGUUGUUCAUACCUUGGAUUACCCUGGCUCCAUAUUGAGUCUAAGUGUUGCCCCUGACGAUACUAUGGUUGCUGUUGGAAUGGCAGACGGACUUUUAUCUAUGCAAAAAAGAAAAGAAUCAGAGACCAAAAUUGUGAAACCAGUGAAGAAAAAUUCUUACAAGUACCAGUUACAGGCAAAAACAUACGUUGUUCAGAAAACUGAUCAAGUAGUGCAGCAUAAAAAAAGAGAAAUUUUAGCAAAGUAUGACAGAAGUUUGAAAAAAUUUGACCAUAGCAAAGCUUUAGAUGAGGUGCUUCAGUUGAAAGUUCAAAGAAAACAUCCAGAGGUGACAGUUGGAAUAAUGCAGGAGUUGAUGAGACGUGGAACUAUAAAAGCGGCAUUAGCUGGACAAGACUCAAAAUCUUUGUGUAUGUUGAUAAACUUCGUGCGUCAUAAUUUAACAAAGUCUGAAUUUGCAGUGACUAUGAUGGAUGUUUCUAAUAUUAUUAUUGACAUUUACUGGUCAACUAUUGGUCAAAACAGUUUUAUAGACAGUGCAUUGAUUGGCUUAAAGAAAACUGUAGAUAAGGAAUUAGAACUUAUAAAAUUGUCCAUGGAAGUUUUAGGUGCCAUGGAUGUUAUUUUUGCUGCUGCUCAUUCAACAUCAACUACUAAAACUAACUCUAACUCAUCACAACUACCAUCAGAAAAUAAAACAAUAUCAUAAAAAAUAAAAUGACAUAGAUUUGUAAAAUAAAAAAUGUAAUGAAAAUUU